CACACACACACACACACAGUUAUGAUCCUGUCCCGUUUGCUACAUUUCCAUUUGAGUCAUUUAGCAGACGCUCUUAUCCGGAGCAACUUAAAAGGGGUAAUUAGGGUCAAAUACAUUACCCAAGGGCACAUCGGCAGAUUGUUCACCUAGUUGGUGAAGCCUAUAACUCUAUUGGACUGGAUCAUCCUUUAGUUGGCCUAUAACUCUAUUGGACUGGAUGGUCCUUUAGUUGGCCUGUAGCUCUAUUGGACUGGAUGGUCCUUUAGUUGGCCUGUAACUCUAUUGGACUGGAUGGUCCUUUAGUUGGCCUGUAACUCUAUUGGACUGGAUGGUCCUUUAGUUGGCCUGUAACUCUAUUGGACUGGAUCGUCCUUUAGUUGGCCUAUAACUCUAUUGGACUGGAUGGUCCUUUAGUUGGCCUGUAACUCUAUUGGACUGGAUGGUCCUUUAGUUGGCCUAUAACUCUAUUGGACUGGAUCGUCCUUUAGUUGGCCUGUAGCUCUAUUGGACUGGAUGGUCCUUUAGUUGGCCUGUAACUCUAUUGGACUGGAUGGUCCUUUAGUUGGCCUGUAACUCUAUUGGACUGGAUCGUCCUUUAGUUGGCCUGUAACUCUAUUGGACUGGAUGGUCCUUUAGUUGGCCUGUAACUCUAUUGGACUGGAUGGUCCUUUAGUUGGCCUAUAACUCUAUUGGACUGGAUCGUCCUUUAGUUGGCCUGUAGCUCUAUUGGACUGGAUGGUCCUUUAGUUGGCCUGUAACUCUAUUGGACUGGAUGGUCCUUUAGUUGGCCUGUAGCUCUAUUGGACUGGAUCGUCCUUUAGUUGGCCUGUAACUCUAUUGGACUGGAUCAUCCUUUAGUUGGCCUAUAACUCUAUUGGACUGGAUGGUCUGUUCCACACAAGAUGAUGAUUAUCCAGAAAUCUUUUUCUCAAUAUUUCAACUCAGAUGUUGAGCAGAGAAGGUUCCCUCCUGAAUUGGCCGUAAUAAUGAGAAGAAUAUAUGAAUGUGAUGUAGAAUGUGUUUUUAUAUGAAUGCAUGCCUCUGCUGAAGGAGAUAAUGCCUCUACCAGUCCCUCUACCAGUCCCUCUACCAGUGCCUCUACCAGUCCCUCUACCAGUGCCUCUACCAGUCCCUCUACCAGUGCCUCUACCAGUCCCUCUACCAGUGCCUCUACCAGUCCCUCUACCAGCCCCUCUACCAGUGCCUCUACCAGUGCCCCUACUAGUCCCUCUACCAGUGCCCCUACCAAUGCCCCUACCAGUGCCACUACCAGUGCCUCUACCAGUCCCUCUACCAGUGCCCCUACCAGUGCCUCUACCAGUGCCCCUACCAGUGCCCCUACCAGUCCCUCUACCAGUCCCUCUACCAGUGCCCCUACCAGUGCCUCUACCAGUGCCUCUACCAGUCCCUCUACCAGUCCCUCUACCAGUGCCUCUACCAGUUCCCCUACCAGUCCCUCUACCAGUGCCCCUACCAGUGCCUCUACCAGUGCCCCUACCAGUGCCUCUACCAGUGCCUCUACCAGUCCCUCUACCAGUGCCUCUACCAGUCCCUCUACCAGUGCCUCUACCAGUGCCCCUACCAGUGCCUCUACCAGUGUCCCCUACCAGUGCCUCUACCAGUGUCCCCUACCAGUGCCUCUACCAGUGCCCCUACCAGUGCCUCUACCAGUGCCUCUACCAGUGCCUCUACCAGUCCCUCUACCAGUGCCUCUACCAGUCCCUCUACCAGUGCCUCUACCAGUCCCUCUACCAAUGCCUCUACCAGUGUCCCCUACCAGUGCCUCUACCAGUGCCCCUACCAGUGCCUCUACCAGUGCCUCUACCAGUGCCUCUACCAGUGCCUCUACCAGUCCCUCUACCAGUGCCUCUACCAGUGCCAAAAGAGAGUCAUCUUCAGGGACCCAUCCAUGCCCAUAA
Molecule: messenger RNA, 1919 nt
Organism: Oncorhynchus kisutch (coho salmon)
Lineage: Eukaryota; Metazoa; Chordata; Actinopteri; Salmoniformes; Salmonidae
Product: platelet binding protein GspB-like
Exons: 1
Coding region: 1032-1919 (295 amino acids)
Source: RefSeq, a predicted model, not a curated record